Vidua chalybeata is the source of this 2305-nucleotide messenger RNA. RefSeq names its product secretion regulating guanine nucleotide exchange factor (gene SERGEF). Lineage: Eukaryota; Metazoa; Chordata; Aves; Passeriformes; Viduidae. The record is from RefSeq and is a predicted model, not a curated record. The transcript has 9 exons. The coding region runs from base 50 to 934 and encodes 294 amino acids.
GCUCGGCCCGCGGGCGGCGGGAAGCGCUGGCAGCCGCCGGCCCCAUCCCAUGGAGUCCCAGCUGUUCGCCUGGGGUGAAAACAGCUAUGGACAACUUGGUCUUGGUCAUAAAGAGGAUGUGCUGGUUCCUCAGGCCCUGAAAGAUGUUUCCUGCAAAUGUCAAGACAUUGAAAGCAUUGCUGGAGGAGGGGGACAUUCUGCAGUUAUAACUGGUGCAGGACAACUCUUUGUACGUGGCCACAACAAAGACGGGCAGUUGGGACUGAAUCACACAGAGGAUGUGCUGAGUUUUACUUUGUGCACUGUCCUGUCUGGCUUUUGUGUAAAACAGGUUGCAUGUGGCUGGGAUUUUACAAUCAUAUUAGUAGAAUCUGGCCUAGUGCUGUCCUGUGGGUCAAACUCCUUUGGACAACUGGGACUUCCUCAAGUUUCAGGCCCAUGCUUGAUUCCACAAAAGAUUGAGUCUCUCAAAGAGAAAGUGGUGAGUGUUGCUGCAGGACUGAUACAUGCCCUUGCUGCUACAGACAGCGGUUUGGUACUGCAGUGGGGAGCUGGGAUGGCAUCACGGGCAAAGCGUGCCAGCCAAGGAAAAGCCCUCCCUGUGUUCUUGACAGCAAAGGAGCCCUGGGAAGUGGCAGGCCUGGAAGAUGUAAAGGUGAAGGCAGUUGCUGCAGGUUCCUAUCAUUCGGUGUCCCUCACAGAUAAAGGACAUCUGUAUAUCUGGGGCAGCAACAAACACAGGCAGCUGGUGAGCAGAAACAUCUUUCUUGCUGAGCCCAACAAGAUUGACACUCAGUGUUUCUCACAUGAAAAGAUUGAAGCAGUUUGGAGUGGCUGGACUCACCUGGUGGCACGGACAGUUGCACAAGAUGAAAGAAAAACGUGUACAUCAAACAUAUUGAAUGAUUAUGGGCAGCUGAAAGGAGGAAAGUAACUUAUAGAUGUAGAGGAAAGAAGAAGAGAAACUGGUGACAGUAAGUGGUGGUGAUGAAAUUGUGGCCUUGUAGACCAACCCCUGUAAGGACAGAGGGGUUGAUGGAUGUAACAGGAAAAUACAUCUGCAAAGUGUUACAGCCUGUUUUAGGUUGGAGCCAUUGCAACAAUCCAGGCUGCAGAUUCAGAAUAGCAUCUAAGCUUGAUGCUGGUCAAAAGUAUCUUUGUUUAACAAGAUGGAAAUUGUUAACAUGGAAAUUAUUGCUGAAAAGAGUCCUGGGUCUUUUGUUGUUCAAAGCUUGGAAAGUCUUCAAAAUGUCAGUCAGUGGUAGACAGGUUCUUUAGUGCAUUUUAGCAUAAUGCAGCUGUAGUAAUAAUGAUGGAAGUACUAGGAAGCUAAUGUCGGUGGAGAAAUUGAAUUUUGUGUACUAAUUCCAGGAACAAUCAGAUUCUUGCUUUCAUGUGAUGAGUUGAUAACUGAAGUUUGAUACACGAUUGUUAUUCUAUGUAAUUACUUGUUUGGGAACAUUUUUAACUGUAGAUUUUUGAGCGCUUUAUAAAGGAGGUCAGCAUAAUUAUCCCCAUAAUUAUGGGCAAGACAGAUGAAGAAAGGAAUUCUAUGCUAAUGAGAGCUGGAAAUGAAGCAGCACUCCAUCCACAUAGAUGUUUUUGAUUGCUGUGACUGAUGCGUUGAGAUGCCAAGUAAAGAAUUUCCUUAAUUUUCUAAAGUGUGGUUUGACAGAGGUAGAGAAAAGCAGCUAUUUGGUAUUCAACCUGCUUUCCAUGCUCUAAUUUUUUAGGUUUUGUUAAGUGUCCACAAAGGUGGCAUUUUCUUUAUUUCCAUAUCUAGUGUAGUAUAUUUCCUAAUUAUCCUUCUCCAGUUAAACCUUGUUUUGAACUUGUUAAGUCCUAUUAAGUUUAUGGCUGAAUAUAAGAAAAGAUUUUUCCUUUUGCCUUCUCCCUACUUGCUCAGUGUCACAUGCUUGUAUUAAUUGUCAGGCUGGUGCUUCUGAAUGUUGACUGAAGAGCAAUCUUGCUUCUUGCUGAAUUGAUGAGGUAAAAAUGUACUGCUGGCAGAUUCCUUCAGCAGUACAUGAAAGUAAAGCACUGAGUUUGAACAACCUUCUCUCUGCUUAUGUCGUUUUAAGUAAAAAAUAAAGCACUGAGUUUGAACAACCUUCUCUCUGCUUAUGUCGUUUUAAGCUUUCUGCCUUCUAGGCAGAAAUCUCUGGAAAAAUGGGUUGGGGAAAGAAAUUCUAGAAGAAAGUUAGAAUAAAUGAAGAACUUUGCAUAUGUAAAGAACACCAUAUGUCUAUCUAAGCUGUGUGCUAUGCUCAUUGAAUUCAAUGGGGGAAUUAUCAGUGCUGGAAGC